Oldenlandia corymbosa var. corymbosa is the source of this 1116-nucleotide messenger RNA. NCBI's taxonomy places the organism in Eukaryota, Viridiplantae, Streptophyta, Magnoliopsida, Gentianales, Rubiaceae. The record is from the annotation of a GenBank genome assembly.
AUGGCGAAGAUUGCCCUAGGUUGCGAACCAGUGGUGGGAUCAAUAACAUCUGCGAAGAAGAAAGAGUAUAGAGUCACCAAUAGACUCCAGGAAGGCAAGCGCCCCUUGUACGCCGUCGCUUUCAACUUCAUCGACUCCCGCUACUUCAACGUUUUCGCCACAGUCGGCGGCAAUCGGGUGACUGUGUAUCAAUGCUUGGAAGGUGGUGUAAUUGCUGUCUUGCAGUCUUACAUUGAUGAAGAUAAGGAUGAGUCUUUCUAUACUGUCUCCUGGGCUUGCAAUGUUGAUGGUGCCCCAUUACUAGUGGCUGGAGGAAGUAAUGGCAUAGUACGAGUGAUUGACGCUGGCAAUGAAAGGAUACACAAGAGUUUUAUUGGCCAUGGUGACUCAAUCAACGAGAUCAGGACUCAGGCUUUGAAGCCGUCACUUGUGAUUUCUGCAUCCAAAGACGAAUCUGUGCGGUUGUGGAACGUCCAAACUGGAAUAUGCAUUUUAAUUUUUGCUGGUGCAGGGGGUCAUCGGAAUGAAGUCCUGAGUGUGGAUUUUCAUCCCUCUGACAUCUAUCGAAUUGCAAGCUGUGGAAUGGAUAACACUGUUAAAAUUUGGUCAAUGAAAGAGUUCUGGACAUAUGUGGAGAAGUCAUUUACUUGGACAGAUCUUCCAUCCAAGUUUCCGACCAAAUAUGUCCAGUUCCCUGUAUUCAUUGCGUCGGUUCACACCAACUAUGUUGACUGCAACAGGUGGCUUGGCGAUUUUAUUCUAUCCAAGAGUGUUGAUAACGAAAUUGUGUUGUGGGAACCUAAAAUGAAAGAACAUUCUCCUGGAGAGGGCUCAGCUGACAUCCUUCAAAAGUAUCCAGUACCUGAGUGUGAUAUUUGGUUCAUCAAAUUUUCCUGUGACUUCCAAUACAAAGCCACAGCAAUAGGGAAUCGAGAGGGAAAGAUUUUCGUUUGGGAUCUCCAAACCAGUCCACCUGUUCUCAUUUCUAGAUUGUCUCAUGUUCAAUCAAAAUCUCCAAUUAGGCAGACUGCCAUGUCCGUUGAUGGAAGCACAAUCCUCAGUUGCUGUGAGGAUGGAACAAUUUGGCGCUGGGAUGUUGUAGCUAGUUCGUCUUGA